AUGGCACCCAAAGGUCUCGCAAUCUUGCUAGGAGCUGGUCCAGCAACCGGAGCAGGCAUCGCUCGCGUCCUUUCGCACCCAGCUCAAGGCAACAUGGCCGUCGCCCUCCUCGCUCGCCGCCCUGAAGCCUUGGACGAACUAAUCCAAUCUCUCCGCUCCUCCAACUCCGACGCCAUAGUCGAAGCCUUCCCCACCGAUACUCAACCCGAGAACUUACGAAAAGCAUUCCAAGAAAUUCGCUCUCAUAGCUCUUUCAAAGAUUUGAAAUUACGAGUUUCGAUUUUUUCGAUUAAAAAUAGUUCCAAGAAACCUUUUAUGCAGGAGACGUUUGAGGAGUUUAUGGCGCCGCUGGAAUCUUAUGUUGGUGGAGCCAUGGUCUUCUCCCAAGAAUCCAUCAAAUUGAUGUUCGAGCACCACGGCGAAAAGACUCUUGCUGAAGGAGCCGAGAAGAAGGGAACGCUCAUUUUUACUGGAACGCUUGGUGCUUUGAGAUGUAAUGCCGAAUUCGCGAGCUAUGGAGCUUCGAGGUCAAGUGUGAGACAGCUUGCUCAGGCUUUGGCGAGGGAGAUGAGUCCCAAGGGGAUUCAUGUCGCACAUGCGAUUGCGAAUGGAAGGAUUGUGGAUGCGGAUUCUGAGGAUACGAGGACAGGCAAACAUAUUGCGGCCGAAGCUGUUGGGCAGACAUAUUUGUACCUGCACAAUCAGCAUCCCACGCUUUGGACCCACGAGCUUGACCUUCGACCCGCACAGGAGAAGUUCUAA
This is a messenger RNA of Cercospora beticola, 762 nucleotides long. RefSeq lists its product as uncharacterized. The record is from RefSeq and is a predicted model, not a curated record. Lineage: Eukaryota; Fungi; Ascomycota; Dothideomycetes; Mycosphaerellales; Mycosphaerellaceae.